UCAUGUUAUACCUCCAUCAAACAAGAGGAUAGGUGAGAUGAGAUAUUCAGUAAGAAGGGUAAAUUUAGUGUUAUACAGUAUCCAGUUUUGCAGCAAACAUCAGAUAAAGUGUUUUGUUUGACCCCUAUAUACAUAAAUAGAGUUACAAAGUCCAAAUGGUCAUACAGUAGCAUCAGGAAUGAACCCUGAAUUUGUAACCCAAAAGGAACACUUGUUGUCCAUGGAUUAAGUUACCUGUGUUGAUUAAAAAAAGGAACAGAUAUGGGCUUUCUAAAUCUGACUGGAAAUUCAAAAUCUGAAGAUCAAGAAAAUAUUGUCAAGAAUGAGAAUAUUGAGGUUAGGACAGCGCCCCCUAAUCAACCAGCCGUGACAGAAUCAGCUGAUACAUUCCGUGGAAAACUGCAGAGGACGCUUCACAGCCACUGGUUCCAUGGUGCGAUCAUUGCGUUAGUGUUGACUGAUUGUAUCCUGGUUAUAUGUGAGCUGGUGCUGGAUUUGUCUGCAGUGGAGAAUGAAAACAAAGCCUGCGAAGGUGAAGGUGAUGAGCACAAAGAGGAGGAUACAGCUGAGAAGGAGUUGACCGCUGCAUUGGUUCUCCACUACAUGAGCAUCGCCAUCCUUAGUAUAUUCAUGGUGGAAAUAGUGUUUAAGUUGUAUGCCUUCCGACUGGAAUUUUUCAAACACAAGCUUGAGGUGUUUGAUGCGGUAAUUGUCAUUGUGUCGUUCGUGUUAGAUAUUGUUUUCUUGAUUUACGAAGAAACGUUCAUGGCCGUUAUUCAGCUGCUUAUUUUCCUUCGUCUUUGGAGGAUUGUAAGAAUAGUAAAUGGACUGGUGAUCUCAGUUGAAUCAAAAGCACAUGAAAAAAUAACAGCACAGAAACAAUUGAGAGAAGAGGCAGAAGAGGAACUGGAACAACUAAGGAAAUACUGCGACCAGCAGGAACGACAACUGGAACUUAUUAUGGCAGAGGCUCGCAAACAUGGAAUAGUAUUAAAUUCAAUAUCCAAGCUUGAUCCACCAAAGCACCGCAAACAGUUUAAAGUGGAUGUUGAUGUGAACGGACCACCAUUAGACAGCACAACCAAUAAAAAAAGUCACCAAGAUGGAUUCACCAAUGUAACAUUUGAUAUCCAGGAUGAACCUGCUGAUGGUAAAACUGGGAUUUCAUAGUGAAAAUAUCUAAGUAUAUUAUAGCACAAUAUUAGUAUCUGAUAUUACUGAUAGUUCCUUGGCUAUAGGUCCAUCUCAUUAUUAUGUAAGCCCACCCCCUAUUUUAUGCCCAAUAUUAUGUACCAGCCUUUGCUCAGGUAGAAGCCCCGGGUAUGACAAAUACAGUAAAGGACUGUUUAUACUUGCAACGAUAACAAUAAUGGUAAAAAGCUAAAAAGCAAUUGUUCACAUAGAAAAUGAAAGAAAUAAGAGAAGUUCUCACACUAGCACGAAUCGUUAACGAUUUAUCGUGCAUACGAUGAAAAAAUAAUUUCACAAAUCCAAUCCAAUGAUGUUAUAAUCAUGUUUUUUCCAUGAUUAUAGCCUGGUUCUCACGAGAGCCCUAGUAUCCGGAUCGGGAGCUAACCGUUAGCGCCAACCGUU
This is a messenger RNA of Anneissia japonica, 1593 nucleotides long. Its product is annotated as voltage-gated hydrogen channel 1-like. The record is from RefSeq and is a predicted model, not a curated record. The transcript has 5 exons. Gene Ontology annotation, biological process: proton transmembrane transport. The coding region runs from base 262 to 1170 and encodes 302 amino acids. Gene Ontology annotation, cellular component: plasma membrane. NCBI's taxonomy places the organism in Eukaryota, Metazoa, Echinodermata, Crinoidea, Comatulida, Comatulidae. Gene Ontology annotation, molecular function: voltage-gated proton channel activity.